AAGGGCAGAUGUGAAGGGCUCUUGCUUUGUGUCCCUCCUCCUCUGCUUUGCUUUCUAGGCUCUCUAGCUGCCUUUCGGAGUGCCCACCCUUAGGGACAACUGGAGGGUCCUCUAUACAUUCCCGGGGGCUGCCAUGCCAAGACCUCAAGGAGAGCAGCAAGGAAACAAGCCAGGAAUAAAAAUGGAACAGCAGGAUCCCGGAGAAGCAGAGCCAGAGGAGAGUCUGGAGAGGGGCCUCCGUAUCAUACAGGUUGAAGUGAGGGAAGAGCUUCCGGCCAGAGGAAGAGUCACACAUGAAAUUAAACAAGAGCCGGGUGAAGGCCCACAGCAGUACUGGGAAGCCCCACAGCAGGAGUUCCCAACAAAUGCACUGUUGCCCCAGUCAGAAUGGAAAAACUCACCGUCACCUCAGUCCCAAUCCGAGGAAACGCCGAAGGGUUUUACAUUUUCCUUCAAGGGUUUAGCUGACACCAGGAGAGGGUUUCAGAGAGAGUGGGGGACACAAACCCUACAGGGCCUUAAUAGAGAAGCCCUCCAAACUGACAGGAGUCAGGACCUUUCUAGGAACGAUGGGGAAGAGACCAUUCUGGCUGAGGAGGACCCUGUCAGCUUGGAGAUACGGCGCCGGCGCUUCAGGCGGUUCUGCUACUGGGAGGCUGAGGGGCCCAGAGAAGUCUUCAGCCGAAUCCGGGAGCUCUGCCUUCAGUGGCUGGAGCCAGAGAGACACACGAAGGAGCAGAUCCUAGAGCUGCUGAUCCUGGAGCAGUUCUUGAUGAUCCUGCCAGAGGAAAUGCAGAGCUGGGUUGGUGAACGUGGACCCGAAACCGGCAAUCAGGCCGUGUCUCUGGCAGAGGACUUUAUGCUGAUGCUGAAGGAGUCUGAGAAUUGCAAGGAGCAGGCACCAAGGACACUGGGGAGAUAUCCAGCCAACUCUGUAAAGAUGCAGCUUUCAACAGAGGGCAAAGGAGAGAGUACCUUUCCAGCUGGUGAUUGGCAGAUCAGUGUAAAAGAGGAAGCGGGUCUUCAGCUGGAAGGUCCUGAGUCUGUGGGCACCCCUGGAGCAUCAUGGGAAAGAGCUGAUGGGAAACGUUUCCAGGUCCUUGAAAUGGGAAAGACGUCCGGACGUUUGCAGGAACAAAAUCGCCAGGAAAGCCAUGCAUGGGAGGCGACUGAACAAGUUUUCCUUUCUGAGGAAGCUGAUAAAGGUUUAUGCAAAAGGACCUUCCAAGAGGGGAUGUGCAGGCGUAAGAGAAAGAAGGCUGAUAGUGGGAAAAGCCUCCGCCAGAGUUUUGGCCUCGAGAAUCAGAGACUGCAAGCUGGAGAAAAGACAUGUAAAUCCUCAGAGUGGGGGAAGAGCUUGAAGCUGAGGUGGCACCUUAACAGGCAUGAAAGGACAAAUGCAGGAGGGAAACCCUCCAUAUGGUCAGACUUUGGGAAAAGGUUUCCUCAGCCUUAUGAUGUGGCUAGACCUCAGGAAAUCCAUGCAAAGGCAAACCAGCAUGUAUGCUCAGAGUGUGGGAGAACCUUCAGCAGGCAAUCCCACCUCCUCAUCCAUCAGCGAAUGCACACAGGAGAAAAACCGUACACAUGCUCAGAGUGCGGGAAAAGCUUCAGCUACAGCUCCGUGCUUACAGAACAUGAAAGAAUCCACACUGGGGAGAAGCCCUACGAAUGCUCAGACUGCGGGCAAAGCUUCAGCCGCAGGUCAUACCUUAUCCAACACAAGAGAACCCACACAGGCAUAAAACCCUAUGAAUGCACAGAGUGCCGGAAAUGUUUCACUCGUCGCAGCGGCCUUCUCCGACAUCAGAAGCUCCAUGCGGCAAAGAAGCUGUGAUGAAGCCAUGCUCUGUUGCUAUGCCUUAGAAAUGGAUCGCUGAAUGUUGACAACCAUUGGAGGAUUUCAUAGUGUUUUUCAAAUAAGCAUUCAUUGCAGGUUGUGUAUGGUGUUUUUUUUACAAAAAUGUUUUCAAUAUGAAUAUAAGAAUUGCAUUGUUGGAUUAGGUCACAGGUCUGUUUAGUCCAUUGAUCAUUGAGGUUGGAUGCAGAAAUGUCACCUGGUUCAGAAGGCAGCUACAAGGCUCUGGUUGGAACUAAUUUUCUGAAGCAUGUGACUUGCUUUUUGCUCCCACUCUGUUUCUGGGCUCAAUUCCGACUGCUGGCUACAACUUUUUAAAGUUUAGGGGUUCUCCGCCUUGGUUCCCUAGAUGUUGUUGGACUACAACUCCCAUCAUCCCUAGCCACAAGAGCCUUUGAUUGGGGAUGAUGGGAGUUGUAGUCCAAUAACAUCUAGGAACCCAAGGUUGAGGACCCCUGCCAUAAAGUAUUUGAGACCAGGAUAUUUAAAGGACUGUCUCCUCUCACAUGAAUCUGCCCACCUGCUUAGGUCAACUUCAGAAGUUUGGUCUUCUUGUGUGGGCCCAUCACCAUCUGAAGCAUGGAUUGGUGGAGGAUUUUCUCUGUUGCCGCACCAGAAUUCCCUGCCCUGGGAGGUUCAUCUGGCUUUGGCUCUGCUUCCAUUUAGAUAUCAUCUGAAGACCUUCCUGAUUUUGAAAGGCUUUUGGUCUAGCCAUUAAUGUUUUGACCUGGCUGCCUCAGUGUUUUGUGUUGUUUUUCUCUGUUGUUUGCCUCCAUCUUGUUUUUUCUUGUCAAUUUGAAUAGUUUUGAAAUGUGAUGUGAGUUACCUUAGGACAUUUUUUGGGAAACAUGGAAAAACAAGGUAAAAAUGCAUUUAUAAAUAAUGCUGGUUUCCCCCUAAACCUUUAACAGUUGUGUUGAAUGUUGUUAACAGUUGUGAAGGACUUUGCUUCAGUGUAAGUAAGUGUAAAGUGAUGCACAGUUAGAGUGUUGGACCAGAACUGGGGAGAUCUGAGUUCAAAUCCCCAUUCAGUCACAAAACGCACUGGGUAACUCUGGGCCAGACACUUCUCUUCCUGCCAAACCUACCUCACAGGGUUGUUGUGAGGAUAAACAUUAUUAUUUUUA
Messenger RNA from Hemicordylus capensis (graceful crag lizard), 2985 nucleotides. Its product is annotated as zinc finger protein 397-like. NCBI's taxonomy places the organism in Eukaryota, Metazoa, Chordata, Lepidosauria, Squamata, Cordylidae. The record is from RefSeq and is a predicted model, not a curated record. The transcript is spliced from 4 exons. Bases 134 to 1837 code for a protein of 567 amino acids. Gene Ontology annotation, molecular function: RNA polymerase II cis-regulatory region sequence-specific DNA binding; DNA-binding transcription factor activity, RNA polymerase II-specific. Gene Ontology annotation, biological process: regulation of transcription by RNA polymerase II.